Molecule: messenger RNA, 879 nt
Organism: Phasianus colchicus (ring-necked pheasant)
Lineage: Eukaryota; Metazoa; Chordata; Aves; Galliformes; Phasianidae
Gene: EN2
Product: engrailed homeobox 2
Biological process (GO): multicellular organism development; regulation of transcription by RNA polymerase II; neuron differentiation
Cellular component (GO): nucleus
Molecular function (GO): DNA-binding transcription factor activity, RNA polymerase II-specific; RNA polymerase II cis-regulatory region sequence-specific DNA binding
Source: RefSeq, a predicted model, not a curated record
AUGGAGGAGGGCGGCCGCAGCCCCCGGGAGGAGGCGGCCGAACCGCAGGAGUCCGGCGGAGACGCGGAACCCGGCGGAGGGCGUCGGGCUCUGCUGCUGCCACCCGGCGAUCCCCCGCAUCCCCACCCGCACCCUCACCGCAUCACCAACUUCUUCAUCGACAACAUCCUGAGGCCCGAGUUCGGUCGGAGGAAGGAAGCGGGAGGAACCGCCGGAGAACCCCGAAGGCCCGGAGCGGAGAGCAGGAGGAGCCCCGCGGUCGCCGCGCCCGCUCCCGGAGCUCCGGUGCCCGGCGGAGGAGGAGGAGGAGGAGGCGGCGGGGGGGGAUCGCCGGGCCGAGGGGAGGGCGGCCCCGCCGCUCUGGCCCUGCACGGAGCGGCCAAGAAGGGGGGAGACCCCGCGGCUCUGGAGGCGGCCCUGAAAGCGAGGGGGCUGAGCGGCGCGGAGCUGUCGGUGAGCUCGGACUCGGAUAGCUCCCAGGCCGGCUCCAACGCCGGGAAUCAACCCAUGCUUUGGCCCGCUUGGGUGUACUGCACGCGGUACUCGGACCGACCGUCUUCAGGUCCCCGCUCCCGCAAACCAAAGAAGAAGAACCCCAACAAGGAGGACAAGCGGCCCCGCACCGCCUUCACGGCCGAGCAGCUGCAGAGACUCAAGGCCGAGUUCCAGACGAACCGCUACCUGACGGAGCAGCGACGGCAGAGCUUGGCCCAGGAGCUCGGACUCAACGAGUCCCAGAUCAAGAUCUGGUUCCAGAACAAGAGAGCCAAGAUCAAGAAGGCGACGGGCAGCAAGAACUCGCUGGCGGUUCAUCUCAUGGCCCAGGGGCUCUACAACCACUCCACCACGGCGAAAGACGGCAAGUCGGACAGCGAAUAG